This is a messenger RNA of Dentiscutata erythropus, 3882 nucleotides long. NCBI's taxonomy places the organism in Eukaryota, Fungi, Glomeromycota, Glomeromycetes, Diversisporales, Gigasporaceae. The record is from the annotation of a GenBank genome assembly.
AUUCCUGAAGCCAGUGCCAAUUUAUUUUCUGUGAUUACAUUUUGGUGGGCUAAUAGCUUAAUGAGCUUGGGUUAUAAACGUCCUUUGGAAAAAGAAGAUCUUUACGUGCUGAAUGACGCGAGAACUUCUAAAAUUCUUACCGAUAAAUUCGAUGUAGAAUGGAAGAAAGAAACUCAAAAAGUUGGAAAGAACCCAUCUUUAGUAAAGGCUUUAUAUAGGGUUGUAGGGGCUAAAUUUUUCUUGGCAGGAGUUUGUAGAAUUGUUAGUGAUACAAUCCAAGUUUUUUCUCCUUUAAUUCUAAAGUUAUUAUUGAAUUUUGUCACUGAAGCGUAUACUUCAAACUUUGAUAGUGGCCCGCAACCACCUGUUUAUGUUGGCUAUUUAUUAGCCGUCGCCAUGUUCUUAAUGCAAAUGAGUGUUACCGUUUUACAAAAUUUAUAUUUUUAUUUUUCAAUGGAAACUGGUGUCCUCACUCGCUCUAUUCUUAUAACUGCAAUCUAUCGAAAAGCUUUAGUAAUAAGUGGAAAAGCUAGAAGUUUAUUUACUAAUGGAAAGAUUACUAAUUUAAUGUCUACUGAUACUACGCGUAUAGACUUUGUAUGUGGUUACUUUCACAUAAUUUGGGCGGCUCCUAUUCAAAUUUGUAUAGCAUUGGGUUUAUUAAUUGUAAAUAUUGGUCCAUCUGCAUUGGCUGGUUUUGCUUUAUUAGUAUUAGUAGGUCCUAUGCAAGGAAAGGUUAUGUCAUUAUUAGCACGUACCAGAGUUAAAGCUGCUGCUGUUACCGAUGAAAGGGUAAAAUUAACUCAAGAAAUUUUAUUGGGGAUUAGAGUUAUUAAAUACUACGCUUGGGAAGAGAGUUUCGCUGAUACUCUUCAUAAAUUAAGAAAUAGAGAAGUUAGUUUGGUUAGACUCUUGUUAAUUAUUAGAGCUGCUAUUAGUGGUGUUUCCAUGGUCGUUCCAGUGUUUGCUAGUAUCUUAGCAUUUAUAACAUUCUCAUUGACUGGAGGCGAACUCACCGCUGGAAUAGUAUUCUCUUCUUUGGCAUUAUUCAACAUUCUCCGAUUACCCUUAAUGUUUAUACCAAUGGUGAUAGCCUCUGUUACUGACGCUUAUGUAUCUAUGAAUCGAAUAAAUGAAUUUUUACAAUCUGAUGAAUUAACAGUAUUACCAGAAAUCGAUCCUAACGAACAAUAUGCUAUUAAAGUUACUGAUGGUGAAUUUAUUUGGGAAACUCCUGAUAGUACUUCUGAUACUUCUACAGCUUUAACUCCUGCUGAUUCGGCUGAAAAUCUUGAAAAUUCUAAACCAUUUUCUCCAAAAUCUCAACUUCGUGAUAUUAAUGUUUUAAUACCUCGUGGAAAGCUGAUUGCCGUUAUUGGUUCCGUAGGGUCUGGAAAAUCUUCUCUAUUAUCAGCUCUGGUUGGUGAAAUGAAAAGAAUUAAAGGAGAUGUCGUAUUUGGUGGAAAUGUUGGAUAUUGUCCUCAAUCUGCGUGGAUUCAAAAUGCCACACUCAGGGAUAAUAUUACUUUUGGAUUACCUUUUGAGGAAAAAAAAUAUCGACAAGUGCUUAAAGAUUGUUGUCUAGAACCGGAUUUGAAAGUUUUACCUGCUGGUGACAUGACCGAAAUUGGUGAGAAAGGAAUUAAUUUAUCCGGAGGAUCUGUGUAUUAUGAUGCUGAUAUUGUGUUAUUAGAUGAUCCAUUAUCGGCAGUCGACGCACACGUUGGAAAGUAUUUAUUCACAAACUGUAUUCAAGGUGCACUUGCCAACAAAACGCGUAUACUUGUUACGCAUCAUUUACAUUAUUUACCACAUGUCGAUUAUAUAAUAUGUAUGGAGGAAGGUGAAAUAGCUGAACAAGGAACUUACGAAGAAUUAAUGAAAGAAGGAAAAGCUUUUUCCAAAUUGAUUGCUGAAUAUGGGUUAAUGUCAACGGAGGAACAAUACAGAGGUGCAGUGAAUAAUGAGGUAUAUUUUACAUAUUUUAGAAACGCGGGAGGAAUGCUAUUGAUACCUUUUAUUAUUUUCCUGCUUAUAAUGAUGCAAGUAACAAAUAUUGGAAAUAAUCUGUGGCUUUCGUACUGGUCCAGCAAUACGUUUAACCUUUCAUUAGGGGUUUAUAUUGGUGUUUAUUGCGCAUGGGGAGCUGCUCAAGGAAUUUUUAGCAUUAUUUGUGGUAUCGUAUUUUCCUAUAGUGGUGUCAAUGCAGCUAAAAAUUUACAUAGAAACGCAAUUAAACGUGUAUUAAGAGCACCAACAAGUUUUUUUGAUACCACUCCUUUAGGAAGAAUUAUUAAUCGAUUCAGUAAAGACGUCGACACAUGUGACUCAUUACUUUCUGAAUCAUAUCGAAUGUUUUUAAUGACCUUUUCAAACGUUAUUGGAAUUUUUGUUUUAAUUGUAGUAGUAUUUGUGUGGUUCAUUAUCCCAUUGGUUCCUUUGCUCGUACUUUAUUAUUUUGCGGCUCUUUAUUAUCGGUCGACUAAUCGUGAGUUAAAACGUCUUGAUUCAGUAUUAAGAUCCUCAUUAUACGCUCAUUUUUCCGAAACACUUACGGGACUACCGACUAUUCGCGCUUAUCGUGAACAAGAAAGAUUUUUGAGAAAUAACGAGACGUACUUAGAUAUCGAAAAUAGAGCAUACUUUCUCAUUAUUUGUGUUCAACGAUGGCUUUCAAUGCGCCUUGAAACCAUUGCAAAUUUAUUAGUAUUUUUUGCAAGUUUAUUUUCAAUAAUUUUUAGAUUCACUGUCGUACCUUCAAUCACUGGAUUAGUACUGUCUUAUGCACUUCAAGUUACUGGAACUUUUAAUUGGUGUGUUAGACAAGUUGCCGAAGUGGAAGCAAAUAUGAACUCAGUGGAACGUUUAGUUCACUACAGUAAUAGUUUAGAAGUAGAAGCCGAGAAUAUAAUACUAGACAAAAGACCACCACCUGGAUGGCCAUCUCGCGGAGAACUUCACGUUAAAAAUUUGGAAAUUAAAUAUGGACCUGAUAGUCCUCUAGUUUUGAAAGGUAUCUCAAUUGAUAUUAUGGCAGCUGAAAAAGUUGGAAUUGUUGGUCGAACUGGAUGUGGAAAAUCAACGUUGGCAACAUCAUUCUUUAGAUUUGUUGAAGCAACUUCUGGAAGUAUUGUAAUUGACGAUGUUGAUAUCAGUAAUAUUGGAUUAAGAGAUCUUAGACGUAAUAUUACUAUCAUACCUCAGGAUCCCGUAUUAUUUAAUGGUACUAUAAGGAGCAAUUUGGACCCAUUCAACGAACAUACUGAUCUCGAUCUAUGGAACGCGCUUCGUCGCGUACACUUAGUUAAAAAUUCAGAUCCUACUUCAGAAAAAGAAGGCUUGGAAAAAUCAGAAGUUAUCCUUACUGAUUCUGACCAGACAAAUAACAAACAAGAACCAAUAACACUUGAAUCAUCUGUCAAAGAAAAUGGAUCAAAUUUUUCCCAAGGUCAACAACAACUGAUUGCAAUGGCUCGAGCAUUAGUUCGUCAUUCAAAAUUGAUAAUAAUGGAUGAAGCUACUGCAAGUAUAGAUUUCAGAACUGAUCACCUAAUACAAACUACAAUUAGGAAAGAGUUUGAUGAUAGUACUGUAAUCACUAUUGCGCAUAGGUUACGAACUGUUGCAGAUUAUGAUAGAAUUCUGGUUAUGGAUGCUGGAGAAGUAGCCGAAUUCGAUGCUCCAUACUUAUUGAUGCAAAAACCCGAUGGGUUGUUUAGAGGAAUGUGUGAAAGAAGUGGUGAAUUUGUAGAAUUAAUGGAAAUUGCUAAACAGAAAUAUGAGAGUGUUGAACACUUAUUUCAAGAAAAAAAAAAAACCAAAGAGUUAGUACUUGGCGCUUUAAGUAAAAAAUACUUAGUGCUCCAAAAUCUUUUUUCCUAA